This is a messenger RNA of Petromyzon marinus (sea lamprey), 8010 nucleotides long. It is a transcript of the gene GCC2, whose product is annotated as GRIP and coiled-coil domain containing 2. NCBI's taxonomy places the organism in Eukaryota, Metazoa, Chordata, Hyperoartia, Petromyzontiformes, Petromyzontidae. The record is from RefSeq and is a predicted model, not a curated record.
UGGCAUUCCCGGCGGGUGACGUCACGAGUCUCUACGUCACACCCGGAACCCGGGGGUAGGCUGCGCGGAUUCCUGGUUCGACUCUCGCCGCGCUCCGCGCUGUCUCAGCGCUGUCUCCGCAGGGCUCCUAGAAGCGCCGGCAUGGAGGACCCUCAGCAGGAGGCUGGGGCUGUCAGCAUCCCAAGGACAGAAGGCCGCUCAAAGCUUGACUCCCUCUCAAAGGAAGACCUCGUCAAGUUCACAAAGAAGCAGAUGAUUCUGUUGCAGAAAACGCGCGCGCGAUGCGAUGAGCUCAGCCGCCAACUUGAGUCAUCAACUCAGAACGCCGCUCCACCCACGGGCGACUCCUCCCUCAUUGAGGAGUUGAGCAUGAAGGUGAGCUCUGUUCUGCAUGAGAAAGCAGAAAUUGAGCUGCAGUUGAAGGAUGCAAAGGCCGGCUCAGCACGGCUGGAGCGUGAGCUGGAGCGCGCCCGCUCACGGCACCAUGAGCAGAUCGUCCUGCAUGAGGCACACGCCGCCGAGCUGGGCGAGCGGCUCGCCGAGACGGCCGCCCACGCGCUGCGCCUGGAGGCCGACGUGGAACGGCUCACAUCCGAGCUGGAGAUAGGCCAGCGGGCGGGAGCCACUGCCACCAUGGAGAAGGGUGAGGAGGAGAUGGAGCAGCCGAGAUGGGAGAAUCGGGGGAGCGUGGAGAGGAUGGUGGCUGAGUAUGAGCAGUGCAGCGACGUGGAGGCAGAGGUGGAGGAGGGAGCGACGAGAGUGAAAAUCCUGGAGCUCUUGCAUCAGUUGGAUAGGAUGAAGGCCCUUCACUGUGAAGAGGUGGAGAAGCUUCGGUCGCUUACACAUGAGGAGGUUGAGACGAUAAAGGUGCAACACUGUGAAGAGGUGGAGAGGAUGGUGGCCCUCCACAAGGAAGAUGUGGAGAAGCUUAAGUCCCUUCCACAUGAAGAGGUGGAGAGGAUAAAGCGAGAACUUGAUGAAGAGGUGGAGAAACUCAAGUCUAGUCACUCUGAAGAGAUGAAGCAGAUUAAGAUCCUUCACAGUGAAGAGGUAGCGAGGCUGAAGUCACUUCCACAUGAAGAGGUGGAGAGGAUGAAUGUCCUUCACUGUGAAGAGGUGGAAAGGAUGAUGGCCAUCCACAAGGAAGAAGUGGAGAAGCUCAAGUCACUUCCACAUGAAGAGGUGGAGAGGAUAAAGAUAGCAUUUGAUGAAGAGGUGGAGAAACUCAAGUCUAGUCACUCUGAAGAGAUGAAGCAGAUGAAGAUCCUUCACAGUGAAGAGGUAGAGAGGCUGAAGUCACUUCCACAUGAAGAGGUGGAGAGGAUGAAUGUCCUUCACUGUGAAGAGGUGGAAAGGAUGAUGGCCAUCCACAAGGAAGAAGUGGAGAAGCUCAAGUCACUUCCACAUGAAGAGGUGGAGAGUAGAAAGAUAGCAUUUGAUGAAGAGGUGGAAAAACUCAAGUCUAGUCACUCUGAAGAGAUGAAGCAGAUGAAGAUCCUUCACAGUGAGGAGGUAGAGAGGCUGAAGUCACUUCCACAUGAAGAGGUGGAGAGGAUGAAUGUCCUUCACUGUGAAGAGGUGGAAAGGAUAAUGGGCAUCCACAAGGAAGAAGUGGAGAAGCUCAAGUCACUUCCACAUGAAGAGGUGGAGAGGAUAAAGAUAGCAUUUGAUGAAGAGGUGGAGAAACUCAAGUCUAGUCACUCUGAAGAGAUGAAGCAGAUGAAGAUCCUUCACAGUGAAGAGGUAGAGAGGCUGAAGUCACUUCCACAUGAAGAGGUGGAGAGGAUGAAUGUCCUUCACUGUGAAGAGGUGGAAAGGAUGAUGGCCAUCCACAAGGAAGAAGUGGAGAAGCUCAAGUCACUUCCACAUGAAGAGGUGGAGAGUAGAAAGAUAGCAUUUGAUGAAGAGGUGGAAAAACUCAAGUCUAGUCACUCUGAAGAGAUGAAGCAGAUGAAGAUCCUUCACAGUGAGGAGGUAGAGAGGCUGAAGUCACUUCCACAUGAAGAGGUGGAGAGGAUGAAUGUCCUUCACUGUGAAGAGGUGGAAAGGAUAAUGGGCAUCCACAAGGAAGAAGUGGAGAAGCUCAAGUCACUUCCACAUGAAGAGGUGGAGAGGAUAAAGAUAGCAUUUGAUGAAGAGGUGGAGAAACUCAAGUCUAGUCACUCUUCAGAGAUGAAGCAGAUGAAGAUCCUUCACAGUGAAGAGGUAGAGAGGCUGAAGUCACUUCCACAUGAAGAAGUGGAGACGAUAAAGCUAGAAUUUGAUGAAGAGGUGGAGAAACUCAAGUUUAGUCACUCUGAAGAGAUGAAGCAGAUGAAUAUCCUUCACAGUGAGGAGGUGGAGAGGCUGAAGACACUUCCACAUAAAGAGGUGGAGCGAAUGAAUGCCCUUCACUCUGAAGAGGUGGAGAGGAUGAUGGUGGAACACUGUGUUGAGGUGGAGAAACUGAAAAAUACUCAUCGACAAGAGGUUGAAAAUCUAACAUCAGCUCACACCAAAGAUGUGGAACAACUGAAGUCUGAUCAUGGAGAAGAGAUGGAUAAGCUGAAGACCCUUCGUAUAGAAGCGGUGGAGAGACUCAAGUCUGAUUGUGGUGAAGACAACCAACAUCAGCAAUCAGUUCCAGGUAAAGAGGUGGAGAAGAUGAAAGCACUUCACAGAGAUGAGGUGGAACAACUUAAGUCUGAUCAUGGUGAAGAGGUGGAGAGGCUGCAGUCACUUUUUAGUGAAAAGGUAGAGAAGCUGAAGUGCCUUCACAGUGAAGAGGUGGAGAAGAUGAGAGCCAAUCAUUAUCAAGAGGUGGACAGUCUAACAUCUUUUCACAGGGAAGAGGUGGAACAACUGAAGUCUGACUUCCGUGAAGAGGUGGAAAAUAUGAAGACCCUGCAUACAGAAGAGAUAGAGGGACUGAAGAAUGAUCGGUGUGAAGAGGUCCAAGAGCAGACAUCAGUUCCAGGUGAAGAGGUGGAGAAGCUGAAAGAACGUAAUAUAGAUGAGGUGGAACAACUGAAGCCUGAUCAUGGUGAAGAGGUGGAAAGGCUCAAGUCUGCCAAUUAUGAAGAGGUGGAGAGACUGCAGUGCCUGUCCAGUGAAGAGGCGGAAAGGUUGAAAGUCGAUCAUAAACACGAGAUUCAAAAUCUGACGUCAGCUCACAGAGAGGAGGUGGAACAACUGAAGAAAUAUUAUGAUGAAAAUUUGGAGAAUCUGAAGUGCCUUAACAAUGAAGAGGUGGGGAAAAUGAGAGCUGAUCAUAAUCAAGAGGUGGACAGCCUAACAUCUGCUCACAGGGAAGAUGUGGAACAACUGAAGUCUGACUUUCAUAAAAAGGUAGAUUUGCUCAAGUCUGCCCACUGUGAAGAGGUGGAGAAGCUAAGUGAAGCGGUGGAGAAAUUAAUAGCGGAUCAUCAGCACGAGGUUGACAAACUCGUGUCUGCUCACAGAGAAGAGGUGGAGCAACUGACGCCCAAUCAUUGUGAGGAAGGUUCAGUCACUGUGGAGAAACUGCAAGCUCUUCAUAAUGAAGAGAUGGAGAAGAUGAGAGCCGAUCAUUGCCAGGUGGUGGACAGCCUAGCAUCUGCUCACAGAGAUAAUUUGGAACAACUGAAAACACUUCCUGAUGAAGAGGUGGAGAAGCUGAAGGGCCUUCACAGUGAAGAGGUAGAGAAAAUGAGAGAAGGUCAUCUGCAAGAGGUUGAAAAUCUGGUGUCUGCUCAUAGAGAAGAGGUGGAGCAACUGAAGUCCAAUCACUGUGAAGAGGUGGAUAGGCUAAAAGUUAAUCACAAGGAUGAGGUUGGGAAAGUAACGGUUGAUCAUGAAGAAGAGUUGGAGAAACUGAAAGAUCUUCACAGAGAAGAGUUGGGGCAGCUGAGAUGCGAUUAUGACAGUCGGCUAGAAAGUCUUCGGUGCCAUCACGCCGAGGAGGUGAAGAGGCUAAACGAUGAGCACCAAGUAGAGGUGGAAGAGCAGACAACUCUUGUCAAAGAAAAGAUGGAAAAGCUGAGGUGUAUCCACAGCGAAGAGGUAGAAAUCCUGAAGUAUUGUCAUCAAGACGAGGUGAAGAGGCUAAGUUUGGCACACACAGAAGAGGUCAAAGAUGUGAAUUCUGUCCAAGCGGUAGUUGUUGAUCAUGCUGUGUCCCAUCAUAACAAGACCGAGAAGAAGGAAGGGGUGGUGGUGGUGGAGCAGGAAGAGGUGCAGGAGAUGACGGGUAAGGUUACGCAGCUACACGCUAGGGAGGUGGAGUGCGGCACCGUGGCCAGUGUGAGGACAAACACUGGGAAUCGAGAGGGCAGCACACAGGAUCAGGAGGGAAGCAAAGAGGAUCAAGAGAGAAUCUCUGAGAAUCGGGAGGGCAGCAUUGUGGGAAGCCUGCGUGGCGUUCGUGCCAUUUUGCACCACUGUGCCUCAGAAGCAGAGAAGAACAAAGAACAUCUAACCAACAUGGCAAGCCAGCUGCAGGUUCUCCUCCGUGAGAUGGAGCAGGAUGAAGAGCUCCCGGGCGAAGGCGAUGGCGAGCAGGAGGAGGCUGCAAACCGGACAUUGCAGAGCAAGUGGCGGGAUCGGAUGAUGGAUGCUGCGAGCAGGUUGAGAGAGAGGAUGGAAGUGGCCGUUGAGACCAGCGGGCUGCUGUGUGGAGAAAUGAGACGGCUGCUAGAGGAGGACAAGGUUGAGGAGAAGGAGGCGGAGGAGGAGCAGGUGGUGGGACUAGGAGCUACUGGCUCUGCGGCCUCAACAGAGGUGGAGGAACUUCGCUCACAAAUAGUCACUCUGCGUGAGGGCAAGGAGAAGAUGAACAAGAUGAAGGCGGUGGCCGUGAAAGCGCGGAGAGAACUCGACAUAUGUCGCAAACAGGUUCAGCAGCUGACAGAGCAGUUGGCGUCUGUGCAUGCGGAGAGAGCCGCAGCCCUGGGCUCCCUCGCAGAGCUCACUCAGGAGACCAACAGCUUCAAUAGCCUGCAGGUGGAGUUUGAGAAGCUGGCCAGGAGUCUUGAUGAAGAGAGAGAGAAAUCGGAAGCUGCAGACAAGAGGAUCCAACAACUUUGCAGAAGUCUUCAGGGCAGUACGCAGGAGUACGAGUCUGUGCGUGCGGAGAGGGAGGCCAUCACCGGCCGCCUGAACCUGGCCGAGGCCACGGUACGGAGAAUGACGGCGGCACUGGCGGAGGCUCAGAAGGGGCUCAAUGCUGAGCGCAGCCUCCACCAGCACACGGCCACGGAAUCCCAGGCUGCCCGCCGGGAGCUGGAGGAGAGUCACCGGGAGCUGGAGGAGAGUCGCCGGGAGCUGGAGGAGAGUCGCCGGGAGCUGGAGGAGAGUCGUAAGGAAGCUCGCCGGGGCGAACUGCUGGCAUUGGAGGUGGGGGACCUGGAGCGAGCAAGUUCCGACCUGCGCUCGCGCCUUGCCGAGCGAGACGCCACCGUUGCCGCCAUGAGAGACCUCGCAGAGACCCACGAAGCCACCGCCACCACCAUGAGGGCCGACCACGAGUCACUAAAAGCUUCUCUGGAGGCAUCGGAAGAGCGGAACGGAAAGAUGAAGCAGCUUCUUGUCAAGAUCAAGAAAGAACUCGCGGAUUCUCGUAAAACCGAAACCGAGCAGCAGGCCACUCUUGACACCUCACAGGCUCAGUUGGAGCAAGCCCAGCAACAGAUGGAAGAACAAAAGCUCCUGCUGGCGGAGGUGAGCGGGGAGAAGCACCGCUGCCAGGAGCAGUCCCGCUUGGCCGCCCUGCAGCACCAGGCCGCCGUGACGGCGCUCACGCUCAGGGCCACCAUGCUGGAGGAGGCAUGCGCCUCCACCAAGGCGGAGUUGAAGUCGGUGCGUGCCGAGUUUGAUGCCUACAAGGUGCGCGUGCACAGUGUCUUCAAACAGCAGAAGUCUCGCUCGCCCGCCGUAGCCCCAACCGACCUGGCUCAGAAAGAGAUCGAGCGCCUGGCGGGGCUGGUGGAUCAGCUGACGCUGCAGCUGCAGGAGACGCGCGUGGCGCUGGAUGUGAGCCGAGGGGACGCUGAGGAGCUGGUGGCACAGGUGGAGGUCCUGACGGGGAGGCACGCACUCGCCCAGAGGGAGCACGCGGAAACACAGGCCAGGCUGCAGCACGAGUUGACUGCGGUGCGGGCUGAGUGCGCGUGUCUGCGUGCAGAGCUGACGAGCUCCAUCACGACGCUCAGAGCUCAGAGUGAGUCCGAGAAAGGAGCAUUGAAAGAACAGGUGAAGCGAGCGGAGGCGGAACGGGACGAGAGUCGCCGCGCCGCUCACGACAUGCACGGCCGAGUGAGCCGUCUUGAGGCACAGGCGCUCGGAGCCAGCAGCCCGGCGGUAACGGCCCAGGCCUCAGCACAGGCCCCAGGCCGAACAGGGGCCCGGGAGGGGCUGGAGGCGGGGGGCUCGUGGGGUGUGGCAGCUCGCGAAGAGGGGGAGGGGAUGGAGGAAUCAGGGCCCCGAGCCCCACUGUGCCCCCCCUCCCUGCCCCCCACCCCACAGCAGUCUUCCUCGCUGGAGCAACUCCUCAACAGCACAGAUGUCAAGAGUGUGAGCCCCGUGGGGCUGGAGCCGACGAGCGAGCAGCUGGCGUUGGCGCUGGGCGCCGCGUCGCGCCGGGCCGACCACCUGAGCGAGGUGCUGCACGAGGCAGAGGCCACCAACGCUGUCCUGUUGGAGCAGAUCAAGGUGCUCAAGAGUGAGGUGCGCAGGCUGGAACGCAACGCGGAGCGCAACGGCGCCAUCUCCAGCCUCGAGUACCUCAAGAACGUGUUGCUCAAGUUCGUAUCACUGCCACCGGGCAGUGAGCGCCAGGCCCUGCUGCCCGUGCUGCACACCCUGCUGAGGCUCAGCCCUGAGGAGCGUGGCCUUCUCGCUCACAUUGCCAACGGAGAGGAGGAGCUGGACUCGGGUGGCACGUCAGGAGGCUGGGUCUCCUAUCUGCCCAGCUGGUCCGGGUUGCGCUAGAGGGAGCCACUCGCCCAUGCACACACACAAUGCACAGUGGGCGACACCACACAGACCACGCCGUCCAGCUCAGUGGGAAGACCGUGUUCAAGGCAAAGGAAAAUCCUCCACUAGAGGGAGAUCUCGAGUGCUGUUUGAUCUCUUACACACUAACCAGAUGUGUUGGAAGAGGUCAGGGUUCCAACUCCGCCACACACAAUGCCUAUCGUAGACCGUGGUGAGCCCGAUUAAUUGUAUGGGUGGGCAGAGGUGGUGGGGGGGGGCGUUUAAGAAACGUGCACCCCAUUAUAACCGCCACGCCAAGAUCGAUUCGAACCGGCGACCCCGGAAAAGCAUUGCUCCUCGCACGCGCAAGUCUGACCCUGAGCCUAGGAAUCGUUGUAAUUCAGCUUAAAAUAACAAACUCGACACACGUGUCAGUAAUGUUGAAUAGCGCGUAUUAUCGGCGACGUUUCCGGUGAUGGACUUUCGUCACACAGCACACACAGAGGCCAGGAACACGGGGUAGAUGACAUUGGAGUUGGAGAUGACACUGUGCACACAAUGGACACCAUGGGGCCUGGGUAGAAAUGUAAUUUAAAAUAUAUUUUCCAGAUUUAACUUUUUUUACAAAUGUUUCCAAACACUCUUUGGUUCUUUCGGUAAAGUCACGUAGAAAAAAAAAUUGACCAUGACGUUUCGAUUGCAGCACAAGCAUCCAUCAUCAGGUGCAAGCUCGGAGAGAGACACAUUUACAGUGAGAGAGACACACAGAGAAACAACGCCUCUGUGACGAGUUAUGGUAUAGAGAUCGGCGGCAUGGGGGAGAGUGAGGGGGGGGGAGAGUGAGGGGGGGCAGAGAAAUUAGAAUGUCAAGGAGAGACAAAUGCAGUCACGAACACUUCAAAUCAAUUUAACACGUAGGCUUUCGCGACCAAUAUUAUUCAAAUCAAGAUUGUUUCCAGUCUCGUAUGGGCAUUUGAACAGUUACCCCUGAGUAGAUAUUUAUAUAACACAUUCACACACACACGCUAACACACACACGUUAACACACAUGUUAACACAGGCACACAUUCGACCCACAUU